This is a messenger RNA of Homarus americanus (American lobster), 920 nucleotides long. RefSeq names its product zinc finger MYM-type protein 5-like. The record is from RefSeq and is a predicted model, not a curated record. Bases 55 to 822 code for a protein of 255 amino acids. The transcript is spliced from 2 exons. Lineage: Eukaryota; Metazoa; Arthropoda; Malacostraca; Decapoda; Nephropidae.
CUCUUGUGUUUUCGAUCCAGUUAUUUACUUCGUUGGAAGACAUAAUACUAUAAGAUGAAGCGAGCUAAAGAAAGUGGUGCUGUGUAUAGAAAAAAGAGAAAGGCAAGAGAGGAAGUAUUAAACAAGAAUAAAGGGGCACUCUUUAAAUACAUCAGUCGUAUAGAAACCAAAUCAUUAUCAAAUUCAAGGGAUUCAAGUUCAACUUCAAGCGAUUCGUCAACUUCAACUCCUUCAAGUGAUGAAGAACAUGAAGAAGAAAAUAUUCCGGGACCAGCUGUGGACAGAGUGGACAUAAAAGAUGUUGGCCUAUGGCCAAGCAAGAUUAGCAAUGACACACGGAUCUUUCUGGUACGUCAAGGUGCGUCUGUGGUUCAAAAUCUAGAUUCUGAUUUUGGUGAAGUAAUUCGUGAAGGUGUGUCAACCAAAGGACAAACUAGAAAACUAACACGCGAAUGGUUUUUUCAAACUCUGCCAAAUGGUGAAAGAAUGUUGAGAUCAUGGAUGGUGUACUCCCCUUCCAAGGAAGCUCUUUACUGCUUUUGUUGCAAACUGUUUAAUUCUGAGGAUGGAUUCAACAUAUGGUGGAAACUGAAUCCUAGAAUAUCCGAGCACGAAUCCAGUGCAGCUCACGUUCGGAAUUUCACACAAUGGAAGGAGUUGGAAAUUAGGAUUGCUCGUGGAGCAACAAUUGAUGUAUUUUUUGUGGGGGCACGGGCGGGGGGGGCGGCAAACUCAAGGGCCGCCCCGGGCGGCACACACUCUAGCUACGCCACUGGCUCAGAGCCUCCUUGUAGUUCAUUUUUUUCUUGCUUCGCAGCUUAGCCACCCGACACUCGUCCCUCCACAUGGGACACUCCCGGUCGGAAGAGGAGUGAGGGCCACCACAAGCUACGCAUUUCUUGGCGGCCGCUGAGCUGUUG